Colletotrichum destructivum is the source of this 2106-nucleotide messenger RNA. RefSeq lists its product as uncharacterized. The transcript is spliced from 5 exons. Bases 1 to 2106 code for a protein of 701 amino acids. Lineage: Eukaryota; Fungi; Ascomycota; Sordariomycetes; Glomerellales; Glomerellaceae. The record is from RefSeq and is a predicted model, not a curated record.
AUGGGCUCCAAGAUGGUUGAAAUUCCGUCAACCGCAAACAGCGAUAUGGAUUAUAAGGGCCCUCCUGACCUGAUUACAACAAAGAAUAGCGCAGCCCGCUUCGUUUAUGGGACUGUGGGCGGAACAAGUUCUGUGACCUCGGGAGACUUGGUGUUUGUGGAUGAUUUUGAUGCCUUUGUCCCGAGAGACCAGGUCCCCGACCGAACGAAGUGUUUCGUGAAGUCGAAGAAACACAUGCAGCUUUUCCAAGAUACACUGAAGAAGUUCAUUCAGAAUAUGGAAACGCGGCAGGCAUUCAGAAGGCUUGGUGUCGAUCUUCAAGAUCCGGCGCGUUGUGAUCUCGAAUACGUCUUCGACGUAGCAAAGAUUGCUGUCGAGAAACGGGAUGGCACAGGUAACCUGCGGGCUUGCAAAGAGUUCGCCCGCAGUUGCCUCAAGAACGCAAACAGGCGAGACACGGCUCUGGGUGCAAUCAUGUCCAUGAUCCCUGGAGACAUCUAUGGUUCCGUCCUCUCUGGUGGCGUCAUGACAAUUUUGGCAGUGAGUCACUCAAAUAGGCCACAAUCAGGCUGGGUUGCCGAUGUGCAUGAGAAACGAAGGCAAGCCGUUGAAGACGCUCUGGCUUAUAUACCCAAAAAGCUGGCCAUGGUUCAGAGACUCUCCGAUGUUCACAUGAAAUCAGAACUCCUCCACGAGAGAGCUGAUGGAGUCUUGGUUGCUAUCUUUGUUGUCCUAGAAGAGAUUGUCAAUGAUUUGACAAUGGAUUGGACAGCCAAGAUGAAAUCAAAGAUGAAGUUCGGGGCCGAGGAUCGGAUCUCCAAUGCGUUGUCCUCUCUGGACGAGAGUUUGUCCGAGUUCGAGGCAGAGUUGAACAUUUGUACCCAGCAUCGGUUCGGUCGGAUGCAUGAAGCAAUAAUCGCUCAAGGAGAGAACAUCCAGAAAUUUCUAGACAUGGCGAAUGCCUUUGCCGCAAAUCUCAGUGAAAAAACUUCCGACACGGCAGUUCAACAGUUCUUGGAGAAGCAGUUUCUUAACGCCUUGACGAUUUAUUGCGCUAGCGACUCGAACUUCAACACAAUCAACGGCGGGCGUAAGUCGGACUCGAAUGCUGGCUUUUCAGACAAACAUGUACUAAACAUCAAUGCAGUCCGACUACCGCCGAUUUCAGCCGUUCAACCGACCCAGGACAGUGAGGGAGGAGAUGGACAGGUAAACGACACCAGUGAUGUUUUGCAGAAAAACAGACAGAUCGUCGACCAAUGGCUCGAAUCAAUCGGGGAAUUCGAUCCCAGCUCAGAGACACACAUCAAAGAAUGCAUUCGCGCCGGUCUCGGCCAACUGACGCACGAUGACCGAGAAAAGAGCGAGUGGAUCAUGUCUUCUGAUGAAUUUCGUGAUUGGAUGCGCCUCGACAAGUCGAAUAUUCUCAGUAUCAGAGCCGAAGAGGCGCCAGAUGGCUUGUUUCACCCUUUCUCCUUCACAGCUGCUCUGGUCAGCGAGAUACUCCAGAAGUCGACUGGCUACCCUGUCUUGUCCUUCUUCUGCGGCUUGCGGACAAACGGCACGUUUGACAGCGUACUAGGCGGUCCCAUCGCAGUCCUUAAGAGUCUUAAUGGCCAGCUCUUACAAUUCUGCCUCCGCGAGCGGCCAGGAGUCGACUUGUCCUCACUCGAACAACGAAAAAGAAAGCUGCUAAAAAAGUCUACGAAGAGAGCGGAAUACGGCGUGAGGCUUUUCCGCGGUCUGCUCGAGUCACUAGAAGACAAGGAUGCUGUGUACGUGAUCCUUGACUCCUGGUCGCGGUUGCUCGGGCCGAGGGAGGAAGCAGAUGAUGUGAUCAUGGGGCUGUGUCAGACAGUCAAAGACUUGCCCAACCUGGUGAUCAAGCUGCUCGUACUCGACGCCCUUCCUUCGGAUCCCGUGCACGAGUUGGCACAUUCGUUGCUGUACGUCCCCGAGGAGAUCGACGGUUGGAAAAACGACGUACAAUUAAGCCAGUUGGAGCAAAACAAUCUGGACCUAGUCAAGGAGCUCGAAGAAACACGCCGCAGGGAAAGCGAGGACUUGGCCGAGUCGGAUUCGGAAGACUCGGACGACAGCGGGUAG